CAAGGCCGGCCUCCUCGCCCCUCUUGCACGGCCCGCCUAAGGCCUGGGCCCAGGUGGGCCCGAGCGGCGGGGUUACGGGUUGGCGCUCAGGCUUCUGGAGUCUCAGCUCUACCACCGCAGCCCUCUCCCAAGUGGGAAUACGAUUGAAAGAGACGAUGCGUAGAAAGCGCUUGGCACAAUGGAGGCCGUCAACAAAUGGGAGUUGUUGCUUUGACUAUUGCAAUCUGUUCAUUCCACAAACUUCCCUGGAUCUGGUGACUAAGCGGAGCGGGGUCCCUCACCCAGAAGUGAAGGUGGACAAAGACCGGCAGAUGGUGGUGCUCGAGGAAGAAUUUCAGAACAUUUCUCCAGAGGAACUAAAAACAGAGUUGCCAGAGAGACAGCCCAGGUUCGUGGUUUACAGCUACAAGUAUGUGCAUGAGGACGGCCGAGUGUCCUACCCUUUGUGCUUCAUCUUCUCCAGUCCCGUGGGCUGCAAGCCUGAACAGCAGAUGAUGUAUGCAGGGAGUAAAAACAGACUGGUGCAGACUGCAGAACUCACAAAGGUGUUUGAAAUCCGCACCACUGAUGACCUCACCGAGGCCUGGCUCCAAGAGAAGUUGUCUUUCUUUCGUUGACCUCUGGGCUGGAGAACUGGAUUCCUGAUGUCGGAGUCCCUGAAGAAACUGGGAACUGGGACCCCUAGGACCUGAACGUCUGAGACCCGACGGAAAUUAAAAUGCAGGAACUCAGAGAUCC
Molecule: messenger RNA, 738 nt
Organism: Neomonachus schauinslandi (Hawaiian monk seal)
Lineage: Eukaryota; Metazoa; Chordata; Mammalia; Carnivora; Phocidae
Gene: GMFG
Product: glia maturation factor gamma
Exons: 6
Coding region: 156-617 (153 amino acids)
Biological process (GO): negative regulation of Arp2/3 complex-mediated actin nucleation; actin filament debranching
Cellular component (GO): actin cortical patch
Molecular function (GO): Arp2/3 complex binding; actin binding
Source: RefSeq, a predicted model, not a curated record